This is a messenger RNA of Pyricularia pennisetigena, 297 nucleotides long. RefSeq lists its product as uncharacterized. The annotation marks the transcript as partial. NCBI's taxonomy places the organism in Eukaryota, Fungi, Ascomycota, Sordariomycetes, Magnaporthales, Pyriculariaceae. The record is from RefSeq and is a predicted model, not a curated record. The transcript is spliced from 3 exons.
CAAAAGAUUGCACAACUAGCGAAAUCUCGCCACCUUCAUGUUGCUAUCUAUGGCAAUGAGGUGACCGAGCAUUCGCAUCAAAAUCCACAAAAAAUUGAUAUGGUUAGUGCCACCACGAUGAUACUUUCCGGUCGAAAAAGUCCGCCUUUUCUUCCAACUCGAUUUAGAACACGGGUUGGCCCGGCACAGGGUUCCGGCUUGGGUCCCAAUGGGGCGAAAUUUAAGUUUCGAGAUGGGAUAACCAUGCGGGUUAUGGGUAAGCUUAUUUGCCUCCCGCACCCCCAGACAGACAACUAG